AAGCGACAAAUCAAAACACAAGAGAUCAAAUAUAAAGAAUAAAUAAAAGUUGAAAAUAUCGUACUGUUCAUAAGUAUUAACUAAACUCUAGCGACUGGUGUCAAGGAUUAAUUCGGCUGUUGAACUCAAAAAUAGUGACACUCUCUUAUCUGAUUGGAGGAAGUACUCCUCAAUAAUUUUUUUAUUGUCAUCAAAGGGAAGUGGACCAGCUAUGACAAAGCGAACGUUUCAUCUUCGUGUUUAUGAUUAUCGUACGCGCUGUUGAGUUUUACUCAAUACGAUGUUUGUUUUGAUUUUUUUAAAACAAGAUAUUUCGUCGUAUUUAUCAACACGACGCCACCAAAAACUACAUUUCCCAGUUCCAACGUCGUUACGUAAGGCUACGCAACUUCCGCGGAGUGGUUUUCAAAAUAAGAUGGACCUGGCGUCGUUUAAUCGCUCCCUUGCGCCGCCGAUGGACCGGACCCCGACCUGGGCUCUUAUUUCGAAAUCGCUGUCAUCGCCCGGCCUUUGGUGGCCGCCUUUGCCAACCUGAGACCCGGUGAGGCUGCCCACCCCCGGGCGGGGGGCCGCACAUCCUCACGAUGAAGCUCCGGUUCGCCGGGGCCGUGCUGCUGUCGGCGGCCGCCUACUACGUGUACCUGCCGCUGCCCCGCGGAGUGAGCGAGCCGUGGAAACUGAUGCUGCUGGACGCCCUCUUCCGGGGCUUCAUGCGCGCGGGCGACGCGGCCCAGGCGCUGGGGGCGUGCCACCAGGCGCACCUGCUCAACCGGGCCGUGUCGUGGGCGGAGGCGACCGAGGCCCGCUCCAGCGCCGGCGUCAACGUCAGCGACGGCGAGCUGGGCGGCGUGCCCGCCCGCCUCUUCCUGUCCACGGGGCCCCGCGAGCCCAAAAGGGGGGUGGUCUACUUCCACGGCGGAGGCUGGGCGCUGGGCACUGCGCGGAUGCGAUCGUACGACCUGAUGUGCCGCAAGAUGGCAGAGGAACUGGAUGCCGUCGUCAUUUCCGUCGACUACCGUCUGGCCCCGGAGGCGGUGUUCCCGGAUCAGUACCACGACGCGCUGGCGGCGGCCCGGGCCUUCCUGUCCGAGGACGUGGCCCGGCGUUACGGCCUGGACCGGGAGCGGCUGUGCGUGUCGGGAGACAGCUCGGGGGGGAACCUGGCGGCGGCCGUCGCGCAGGAGCUGGGCUCCGACGACAGCGUGACGGCCCGCUUCAAGGCGCAGGCGCUGAUCUAUCCGGUGCUGCAGGCGCUCGACUUCCACACGCCGUCCUACCAGCAGAACCGGGCGGUGCCCAUCCUCUUCCGGCCCGUCAUGGCCCGUUUCUGGCUGCUCUACCUCGGCGCCGACCCGUCCCUGGCGCCGGCGCUGCUGGCCAACAACCACAGCACCCCGGGCCAGCCGGACCUCGGCCCGGACGUGCGCUCCCGGCUGGACUGGACCGCCCUGCUCCCGGCGGAGCGCAAGAAGGGAUUCCGUCCGGUGGUGGCGGAGACGGGCUCGCCGGGCCUGCUGGCGCGGGUGCCGGCGCUGCUGGACGCGAGGGCGGCGCCCCUGCUGGCGGAGCGAGAAGUUCUGCGCAAGACGCCUGACGCGUACGUGCUGACGUGCGAGUUCGACGUGCUGCGCGACGACGGGCUGAUGUACGCGCAGCGCCUGCGGCAGGCCGGCGUCCGCGUGACCUCCGACCACUACGACGACGGCUUCCACGGCUGCUUGUCCUUCGCGCAUCUGCCGGUUCUGUCCGCCGUGGGCCGCCGGGCCCUCGACAACUUCGUACGUUGGCUGGACCGGAACCUCUGAGCCCAGACCGGAAUAAUUUAGAGUUGACAUUUUUUAAAAAUGCUUUUGUUCAGGAAAUUGACGGUAAAAAAAAAUUUUCGGGUCGAGCCGGCGACGCCACCACAACCAGGCACGUGCGCACGCAUUUUUUUGGGGCGGGUGCUCGAGACAAAAGAGAGCACCCGUUGGCAAAAAAUAUUCCAACAACUCAGGGAAAAUGAACAGUGUUAUAUACAGGUGCAUCUCAUGUCGUGUCAUUAUCCAAGCCGCUUAUCCUCACAAGAGUUGCAGGACAACUGGAGCCUGUCCCGGCUAGCUUCGGGGGAAAGGCGAACUCCACCUUGAAACUGUCGCCAGUCAGUCGCAGGGCCAGUAUCGACGCCAUCACUGAGCGGAAAUCGAUCCCACGCUGCCCCGCACCAAAGGGAGGCGCGUGUACCGCUACACCAUCAGUGACAUCAAGUCCACCUCGACACGUACAAAUACUUUAGGAGCGUUCAUUAAUUUCAGCAUUGUAAUACUUCCAAAAGCCAAACAGAUUCUUUCAACAUAAAAGUAGUUUCUAACCUCAUUUCCAUAAAAUCUUGUUUCUUUUGUAACGUUCAAGUUUUUUUUUAAGACGGUAAUAUGUGGGUAAUAACAAAAUGACUACUUUUAUGAGUUUUAGUUGAGAUGCACCGUGUAUUUAUUUCUGUUCACAGAGUCAAUAAUACGACUAUUUACAAUGAAUGUCGAAAGGAAAGCGAGCUGCAGGUGGCUUUUGGGUGCGGGGCAAAACGGCGGGUGCUCGCGCACCGCCCCGCGGCCUCCCGCGCGCGCGCGCCCGCCAAAGCCCAAACGGUUGCGUUCGGCCAUUUUGAAAAGGCGCCCGCUCGGCCGGAACAUUCUUUGGCCUCCGGGGAGAGAAAAGAUGGAGAGAAGGUUGUAAAGCCGUCUUUCGUGGAUUGAUGGAUGAGUGGAGGGGGGGGGGCGAAAAACG
Syngnathoides biaculeatus (alligator pipefish) is the source of this 2763-nucleotide messenger RNA. Its product is annotated as neutral cholesterol ester hydrolase 1-like. Lineage: Eukaryota; Metazoa; Chordata; Actinopteri; Syngnathiformes; Syngnathidae. Gene Ontology annotation, molecular function: triacylglycerol lipase activity; sterol ester esterase activity. The record is from RefSeq and is a predicted model, not a curated record. Gene Ontology annotation, biological process: triglyceride catabolic process. The coding region runs from base 585 to 1805 and encodes 406 amino acids. Gene Ontology annotation, cellular component: membrane; cytosol. The transcript has 5 exons.